Messenger RNA from Colossoma macropomum (tambaqui), 2203 nucleotides. It is a transcript of the gene mpc2a, whose product is annotated as mitochondrial pyruvate carrier 2a. Gene Ontology annotation, cellular component: mitochondrial inner membrane. Gene Ontology annotation, biological process: pyruvate import into mitochondria. The transcript has 5 exons. Gene Ontology annotation, molecular function: pyruvate transmembrane transporter activity. Lineage: Eukaryota; Metazoa; Chordata; Actinopteri; Characiformes; Serrasalmidae. The coding region runs from base 100 to 525 and encodes 141 amino acids. The record is from RefSeq and is a predicted model, not a curated record.
GCCGGAGGGUGGAGAGAUGGUGUGAAGAUAUGACCCGGCACUGCUGGAUGAACGGGUCUUCUCCAAAAAUACGUCCAAGGGUAGACCGAUCAAACCGCCAUGAACUGCACCAAACUCUGCCUUCGACUGCCGCGCCGUUAUUAUUCGGCCAGUCUGAGGGCUACAUACCACAGGACUCUGGACAGGAUCGAGCUAAUGCUCCCGCCUAAACUAAGACCUCUGUACAACCAUCCAGCAGGGCCAAAGACGGUUUUCUUCUGGGCUCCUGUCUUUAAAUGGGGUUUGGUUGUUGCCGGGUUUUCUGAUCUGACCCGCCCACCAGAAAAGCUGAGCGUCUCCCAGUCAUGUGUCAUCACAGCCACAGGCUUCAUUUGGUCAAGGUACUGCUUGGUGAUCAUUCCGAAGAACUGGGCACUCUUUGCAGUGAACUUUUUCCUGGGUUUGUGUGGAAGCACCCAGCUCAUCCGAAUCUGGAGGUACAACCAGGAGUUAAAGCUGAGAGAAGGUGGAGUGCAACAGUCCUAAAACUGACAGGAAUGGAAUUGACCGGGUACAAUGAUAAUCUGAGAGAGAGAGAGAUUGCUUGAUUACUUGAUUGAUUACUGGCUUAUGGAAUGUUGUAAAUGUUAUAUUGCGGAACGGUUUCCUUUUCGGUUACUGAAAAUGCCAUGAAUCAGUAAUUUUGCACAAAAAUGUUAUGACACAGUGUGUGACCCAAAACAUGAUAACCAAAGGUUAUAUAAUAAAAUUAAAAUGGAUGUUGUUUAUAAUCAAACAUAUGUACUGAAUGCCCUGAAAAUCACUGUAUUCAAAUCAUCCAUUCAGUGCUAAAUAAUCUAAGAAGAUUACUACAAAUUGUAAAAAAUACUGCAAAACUGUAUUCUGAAGUCUGUGUUGUCUGGUUUUUGGACUGCAGUAAUUUGGUGGUCCAGUAGUUUUUUCGCACUUAUGACAAUGACCAUGAUUAAAUUAUGUGACCUGUUAAGGCAAUAUUAUGCUGCAGAGCUAAUUUAAAUUAUUACAUUGAGUUGUUAAUUAUUAAAAUUUUAAUGCUUUGUGUUUUUUUUAAUAGGACUAUUUUAAAUACAUUUUAAAUUAAUUGCAUGGUUACUGGCCUCACAGCCAUAUUGGCCUGUUAUACUGGACAAGAGAAUGAGAUUUCAGUGCUCACAUUAGGUUUUUUUUUUGUUUGUUUUUGUAGACCUUUCCUAUCAUUGUAGGAUAACGAUGAAUAAGUUUCAGGUUGAAAGCCUUGGGCGAUGGCUUCCGACUGCAGGAGAGAGAUUUACUCGUCAAAAGACUACUCAUUUCUGUUUGUUCAGAAAGGAGUUGAAACUUAUGCUCUGUAAAUCAGAUCUUCUUUUAAACAUGCAUAUAAAACAACUUGUAUACAGACAAGUGACAUAUUAAAGGAAAAAAACAGUUCAUUAAGAUGAUGAACCACCACAAGUUGCUAGAACAGCUUCAGUGUAACUUAUAGAUAGAUAUAGCAUAUGAUUUACAUAAUUUUCAUACUCCUCAUACCAUUUAGUGACCCCUCAUACCAUGUGGUUGAGGGCAUUGUCACCCAUUCGCUUCAGGAUAGAAAUGUUUCAUCAGUAGGAACCGAUGCUUUAUAAUUGUAUGAUCUCCACUCAUUUAUUUAGUUUUUUCCUUAAAUUUUUCACCAUCUGUAGAUAACAUGCAUCUGUGUAUUCAUUGUGAUACACAGUGAUGUUAGCUUAUUGUUCACAGGGAGAGUUAACUAAAUAUUUAUUGUUAAUUUUAUGUGACUGCUUGAAGCUUAGCACACUCUAAGCGCUGCAAUAAUAAUACAGUAAUAUAGAUUUCAGACAGUUUGACAGUGGCAAAUUGCUGCUGUCGGUACAAAACCUUGUAUCAUCAUUUUUGUCCUGUUUCAGUUUUUGACAUAAUUUAAAAAUGCCUGUUUACUUUUGACAUUGUCUGCAAAUUGCAUGAUGAACAGCUCAAAGAAAAUGACCUAGAAUGACUUGGAAAAAAGUCUGAUUACAUUGCAUAAAAAAUAAAGUAUGUUUUUUCCUUUUCCUGUAAAUUAUCAGUUUGGAGAUACAAGGUUUUAUUCCAACAGCAGCAAAAUAUUGAUCAAUACAUUUUGUUUUUCUUGAAUCUGUUGUUUGUUGUGUAUUGCAUGGACGCCUCCAUUUACCAGAUCAGUACCUGAAUAAAAUAAUAAUUCUUUGCA